Molecule: messenger RNA, 1261 nt
Organism: Moneuplotes crassus
Lineage: Eukaryota; Ciliophora; Spirotrichea; Euplotida; Euplotidae
Source: the annotation of a GenBank genome assembly
GGAUUGAAAAGAUAAUUAAACAACCAUGAAUCCAAAAACAAGAGCAAAGAUGCAAUUAACGAUCCAAGGGCUUAUUAAUCAGUUUGGAUUCUUCUUGUUGCUCUCGAGUAGCAAGACAAUUGCCUUACAUUUCGAUCAGAAUAAUUUAGUAUCUGCUAUAAUGUUUGCUGCAAAUAUAGCAAGCGUGACGAUCUUAUUUAUCAAUGCCUUAUUACUCAUGAGAUUCAAACCAAAGCAUCGUUUGAUUGCUAAUACAUUCAUCAUGAUUGCUGGCUACGGCUGCAUAGUCGCAGGCUGGUUCUCCUCCUUCUACCUCGUUGUGGUCGGCGCCAUCUUCACCGGGACAGCCUCAGCCUUCGGCCAGGUCAUCCACUACGGAUUCAUCAAGUCGAUCCCUGCAGAGUUCGUGGGACCCUUCAGCUCUGGAACUGGAAUCUGAGGCUUCGUGGGCUCCUUGAUAUUUCUGGUGCUGGACUCGCAAGAAGUACCAACCUACAUCAUAUUCUCGGUGAUGAUUCCAGUGGUUCUCUUUUAUUUAGCUAAUUUUAUUAAUCUUGAUGCUCAUGUGAUGAAAAAUAAUUUCUUCAAAGAAGCAGAUCGAAGUCCAACCCCAAGAUUUGGCCUUGAGGUAUUGAAUCACUCAAGUUCAUGAGUUGGUCAAACACAAACUGAAAAUGAAACUUUAAUCGAAAACAAGGAGCAAACUUUGUGGGAAGGGUACAAAAUUGACCCUCUCAAUCAUGUAUGGGUAUUCUUUUUCUACAUUUUCGAGUACACCAUAAUUACAGGAUUCUUUGAUAGACUUUCUCAGCUGCGGACAGUGGAGGAUGAUGGCUUCUUUGAGAAAAACCUGUUUACCAUAAACCAGUUCUUGUAUCAAUUCGGAGUACUUAUAGCAAGAUCAUCACUCUAUUGUGUCAAGAGUAAGGCUACAGGGUUAAUGACAAUUCUCCUGUUUAUCCUAUUCAUUGCCUUCUUCGCAUUCUGCUUAUUCUAUGUUAACGUGAACAAAUUCAUAAUCCUAGCUUUGGCCACACUUGUCGGGCUUAUUGGAGGAUGGUGAUAUGUAUUCUCUUAUUACAGAGUUAUGGACAACAAGAAGCUCACGAAGAUUAAUAGAGAGAAGCUCAUCAACUACCUUGCAGUCGCAGCAGACUUCGGAAGUUUCCUUGCAACAGGACUUGCCACUGUGCUGAGUUUGACUAUUCUAAAAGUUGAUUAAUAAAUCGCCUAAUUUAUAUGAAAUAUUCUAUCUUUAUUA